Messenger RNA from Lepisosteus oculatus (spotted gar), 4151 nucleotides. It is a transcript of the gene ubxn6, whose product is annotated as UBX domain protein 6. Gene Ontology annotation, cellular component: cytoplasm. The record is from RefSeq and is a predicted model, not a curated record. Lineage: Eukaryota; Metazoa; Chordata; Actinopteri; Semionotiformes; Lepisosteidae. Gene Ontology annotation, molecular function: protein binding.
CUGUGGCGUGUGAUGUCACACCGGGCGCACUUCCUGUGGCUGUAAUUGGAUGUAAACAUUGCAGGAUUUACUGUACCUUUUCUCCAGUGUGCGCCGGCAAACAUGAAGAAGUUUUUUGAGGAUAUCAAGAAGGACAUCAAGUUCAAGUCGGCUGGUCCCGGGCAGAAGCUGACGGACGAAAGCCAAAAGAGCCCCCCAGUGAAGACCAGCACCCCCUGCAAGCCGCGACAGAUUCCCACGGAAGGAGCGCAGAAGGCGGCGGCCGCGGCGCUGGCCAGGGUGGAGCAGGAGCACCGCCCCCGACCUCUGACCUCGCAGGACGCUAUCCGCUCCCAGGUGAAGAAAGAGCUUUUGGCAGAAGCAGCAGCUACAGCAGCAGUUGGGAAACCAGCAGAAAGCAGCGAGUCCUCCAAGGUGCCAGUUAAGGAGGCAACCUGUUUCUCGGUGUCUGGAGUGUAUUUCACCUGCCCUCUAACCGGAGCCACCUUAACAAAAAGCGAGAGGGAAGCGCACAUCAAAGAAGCUAUACUGAUGUGGUUUGCAGAGGACCCCCUGGAGGCCUCCGUCAUGAUGAUCCACACGUUCAACAAGGACAGGGAGAGACUGAAGGCCGGGAUCGACAUCAUCAGCAAAUACAUUGACAACAUCUGUAACAACCCCUCAGAGGAGAAAUACCGCAAGAUCAAACUGCAGAAUAAGGUCUUCCAGGAGAAGGUGAAGUGUAUCGAGGGGUCCCGGGAGUUUCUCCAGGCUGUGGGGUUCAAGAGCCAGGUUUUGGCAGUCGAUGGGCAAGAUAGCAGCGAGGAGUUCCUGGUGCUGCCAGAGGAGGCGCUUGCCCAGCUGGAGGAGCUGAGAGCAAGCCGGGCACGGCUGCAGGCGGGGGAACCAGUCAGAGCAAAGCUCGACCGCCAGCUCCAGGUCUACCGGCCCUCCCCCCAUGCCACACGCUUCGAACUGCCCCCCGACUUCUACAACCUCACCGCGGAGGAGCUGAAGAGGGAACAGCAGCUCAGGAGCGAGACGGUGGAGAGGAACGCUCAGCUGCGCACCAAGGUGAUGAGGGAGCGGGACGAGCAGCGUGAAAGGAAGAAGUAUAACUAUGCCCUGUUGAGAGUCAGGCUACCCGACGGUAACCUGCUGCAAGGCACAUUCUAUGCACGGGACAAGGUGCCAGCACUGUACGAGUUUGUGCGAGGGGCGCUGGUCAAUGACUGGCAGCCCUUUGAGCUGAUUGCCCCAGGGGGGCAGAAACUGAAGGAAGAGGAGCUUGCCUUGAAUGAGUGCAAUCUGGCUCCAGCUGCACUGCUGACUUUCUCCUGGGAUGCUGCUGUCCUGGCUGAUAUCCAGGCAUCUGGCACACAGACUCACAGCAUCCUGAAGCCAGAGCUGUUGGAAAACAUCAAGACCCUCACUUGAGCUGGUUCUGCACUGCUACCUUCUCCCUCCUCCCUCCAUCUUCUCUCUCUCUCUUCCCAGCCCUUCUCCACCCUCGCCAUCUUCCUGCCGUUACCUGCCGUCCCCAGUCCUGCCCCUGCUCUCCCAGUUAAAGGCUGCAGAGUCUCACCAGACAAUAAACGGGAAGGGUCAAGGAAAAAGAGCAAAAAUACAAGUGUUUGUUUCCGAACAGCGUCUUGAAUGUUACACAUACUGGAUGCCAGCGAUGGUUUUGAAGACACUAAUUGUAUGGAGGACCUCUCCCAUGCCUGUGGAGGGUUGAUACUCCUGUGAGAGACUAAUUCCACUUCACCAGGACUGGAAGACAAUGACUGACCCAGCCCAGAGACCCCUUGUGCUGGAGAGCCACCGUCCACCAGGGAGGAAGAGUCCACCUGAAAUCAAGUUUCUUUCACUCCCAGCCACUUCAGGUUGGGUACCAGUUUGAGGCGGGAGAAACCGAUGGUAAAUACUUUACAAGACUCUUGUUCGCAUCUCAGCUAAGAAUAAGUCUUAACUCAAACUAUAAAUCUGUGUUUUAAGGAUGUACAGUAGAACUUGUUGGAAUGUGGCUCUCCAGAAACUGGUCUGCAGUCACAAGUUAGUCUCUUUAAAAAUAAGUAUUGCAGAGUAUUUAGAGAAUGAGAAAGAUACAGUUGAAGGUAUAUUUCUGUAUUUGACAUUUUUGUUCUGUUUUGUGCAGAGCUUGGCUAUGCUGUAUUCUUGUGCAACACUGACAGCCCCACUGCUGCUCCUUAGACAAGAGUUUUUCAGAUUUGCACUGGGAUGGGAAGGUGUUUUUGAUAAAGAUCAGUAGACCCUUCUAGUAAAAUUGGUUUAUGCACUUAAUUUUUCUAAGGAUGCCUCCCAGACUGGGGCUGCACAGCUCUACACGCAGGGAACAGUGGAGACCCACUUGGCUUUACUGCUCCAGGUAGCUGCUGUCAGUGUGGGUGUGCUCGGUCGUGCUGUAAGGCACGGGAGGCCUCUGUUUGAACAGUCCCGGAACAGUGCUCUCGGGAGUGAAAAAUAAGUAGGCAGUCUAGAAAGUGGAAAGCAUAGAUCUUAUGACAUUAGGAGCAUUAUAAACUUCAUAUGGACCAAGAUAAGAGUUUAAGACAUGAAAGUGUUGAUUUUCUAAAACCAGAUACCAGAUGGAGAGACUUAUUUCUUCUUCUAGAUGCCCACUGAGGUGUAGCAGCUCCUCAGGCUGUUUUCCAUUAUUCUCCUUCUGAAACACUACUUGGCACUCUGCUUAUCAAAUGCACCCCAACACCAAUGCUCCUUACCUGUUGAGAGCAGUCAGUGUCCCAAGAAGAGCAGACUGCCAAGGACAGGAGACUGUAACCAGACUGAUUUACUGUGCUAAGUGUAGUAGCCUAUGCCGUAACAAAACUGAAGUGUCUUUUGAGUUCAGACUUUCCUUCUAAAUAGCAUUUCCCAACCCCUCUAUUACUGUGAUGAAACCUUCAUUUGACAACUUCAAACGAGAAGAUUUUAUAAAUGUAGCAGGAAUUUUCAUAGCUCUCAGACAGAGGAACAUUUACUUCCUUCAAAAGUCCAGGGCUUUUUUUAGCCCAACAUCAGACAACUUGAGCCUGGUGCUUGAAUGUGUUGCUGAAUCAGUAAAAAGAACUGCAAGAACAAUAUCUUUAAUAACCAGAGAAUAGAACAUGUACUACACUGCCAUUUCAUAAUGCAUAGCCCAUUUCUUCUGUUCUAAUUAUUGAUGUUGUUUAGUAAUUGUAAUUGUUCACUCUGAGAACGGCUGUACUCAGUUGUACUGUACACAGAUAAACAAUUUUAUAUCACUGAAAAGUCACAAUACCAGAUUUACACAAAUAUUCUUCUACACUUUUAAAACCCCAUCAUGUCUCAAAGUGAUCUGUUUUUUACAAGUGGAAGGUGUGGUGCAGCUCUGCCGGUUCUCAGCCAUGAUUCUCCUAGCGACAAGUUCAGACAUCGCAACUGCCCUGUCCAGAGCUGGACUGUAAACCACAUCCAGAAUCUCACCAGGAGAGAACUGUGCGCUUCAAACGCCAAACUUGGAUGAAAAGACACCAGAGGGCUAAAAACAUGGAUUCACAAAGUUUUUGUAUUUUUAAGGUUUAGAUAAAACAGUUUUAAUAUAAAAUUUUGUUAGAAGGUAAACAACCAAAUCACCUCAUUUUUGCACUCUCGAGUUUGAAGACAUUUCAGGAAUUGAGCAGAGCUAUAGUCAGUCCUGAGUGCAGGCAGGAGCAGCCUUCCUCCUCUCACACAGCGAGACGCCAGCUCUCCAGGCUCACAGACAGCCUGCACCGAAUCGCCUCUCAAUGCUUCUGCUGGCCGGCUCCCCAGCAUCAAGCCAGUUUUCACCCUGGCUGAACUUAACACUGAACCAAAAACUGCUUAAUCAUUUUUUACUUUGUUUUCAGGAAAUAAUACAGCUGAAGAAGGUAGCUACUAAACUUCACAAAUCUGAGAUUUAAAAAGUACAAAUGAGGCCAAUUGGUACAGCUCCAAAAAAGAGUUCAUACAUAGAAAUCCAGAGAAGAGGGUAACCCUGCACUAGAUACUACUGUUGCAAACGUUUAUAGUUCCAUAGGCUGGAUAAAGUUAACACCUUUAAACACCUUUUUGGGGGGUUAAAGGGAUUAUUAGGCAUGUUUUCCUAAUUGUGCAGGUUGCUUAUUAAAGGAGAGAUGUAAACAUUUUAAAUAACAGAUUAAUUAGAU